CACAGGAGCAAGCACUUGCAGUACAGAGACCAUGGAAGAUUUCAAGAUUCAAAGUGUCCUGUUGACCGGAAGCGACCGAGGGAUUGGCCUGGGUUUGGUGCAGCAGUUUCUGGAGCUGCUGCAUCCACCUCAGUUCCUCUUUGCAACCUGCAGGCAUCCUGAGGGCCCUGAAGGACAGGUAUUAAAGGAAAUGGCUGCUAGAUGUUCAAAGAACGCACGCCUGGUUGUGCUGCAACUAGAUGUCACAGAUCCUCACAGUAUCACGGCCGCUGCCAAAGAAGUAGAAGAGCACCUCGCAGGGUGCGGACUCAACUUGCUCAUAAACAACGCUGGCAUUGCUCAAGAAACCACUCUGGACUCCGAGACCGCUCAGAGCAUGGCCGCUGUGUAUGCCACCAACACCAUUGGCCCCAUGCAAGUUUGCCAGGCAUUCCUGCCUUUGCUGAAAAGAGCAGCCAUGAAGAGCAACUGCCCUGGGAUGAGCUGUGGCAAGGCAGCCAUCGUUAACAUGUCUAGUAGCUACGGCUCCAUCACUGCUCUUGAUGAGUGGCAGCGGCAUCAAGACGUCAGCUAUCGCUGCAGCAAGGCUGCUUUAAAUAUGCUCACCAGGUGCCAGUCCCUUGGGUAUGGCACCACGGGGGUCCUGUGUGUUUCCCUCCAUCCAGGGGGCGUGAAAACCCACUUGGGAGCAGAAAAGGGAGUACUGACUGUGGAUUCCGGCACGAAGAAAAUCCUAGAUGUGCUUUCUAGCCUCUCUGCUAAGGACAAUGGGACCUUUGUAGACUGGAGAGGACAAAGAGUUCCUUGGUAAGGAAGCCAAAGAACAUCCUCCCCGGUCCUGCCCACGAUGAAACCAAGAAGCACGAGGCUCCAGAGUUUGAGCCCUUCCAUCCUUUAUUAGAGGAAAUUAAAAAUUGACUCUCAUCAUG
Molecule: messenger RNA, 929 nt
Organism: Eublepharis macularius
Lineage: Eukaryota; Metazoa; Chordata; Lepidosauria; Squamata; Eublepharidae
Product: C-factor-like
Exons: 6
Coding region: 32-811 (259 amino acids)
Source: RefSeq, a predicted model, not a curated record